CAUCUCCUCCGGUAUUGUUCCGGGCCAGGUGGACUGGCUGGCUCCUAGGAUUCCCAGGUCCCAGCACCACCUUCCCUCCUGAAAGGUCCCGGACCUUCCUCACAUUGACUCUGAAAGAGUUCACCUUCAGAACACCUCAGAACACCGCUAUCCUGUGAGCUCCCGAAGUCAGUGGCAAGAUUUUGGAAAUCCCUUGUCUUCACAUUGCCGGGAUCAAAGUCUUGCUCAACUGAGCCACUCACCAGUGGAGAUGGACAAAGCUGUUGCCCUCAUGCUGACGCACGUCUGACUCACAGCCCAGGGCAGCCUGGAUGCUUUGUUUGUGCAAAGAGCCAUCUCCAUCACUGAGCUCCCCUAAGCUCUGGAAUAUACUCAUCCCUCUGACCUUAGAGGUGCUCUGAUUUUGACACCCGGGGCUCCUGGAGGUUUUGAGUGGUUAUAUCUCACAAGCAGCCUUAUUCUAACUGCAGAGAUCCUCGGCAGACAGUGGAUUGCCCAUCCUAUCAGACCCUGAAGUGGUUGGCAGCAUGCCGACCCAGUCCCUCCUUGUGUACAUGGACGGGCCGGAAGUCCUUGGAGGUUCUCUAGGUUCCCAGAUGGAGGUGGAUGAUGCUGUGCCCAUAAAAGGGCCGGCGGCAGUCCCCUUCCGAGCUGCUCAGGAGAAGAGCAUGGCCGCGGCAGAGGGCCACAUGCCCCUGGAUUGCAUGUUCUGCAGCCAGGUCUUCUCUCAGGCAGAGGAUCUCAAUCAGCAUGUGCUCCUGCAGCACCGGCCCACCCUCUGCGAGCCAGCUGUUCUGCGUGUGGAGGCCGAGUACCUAAGUCCCCUUGAUAAAGGUCAGGAGCCAACAGAGCCACCGUUAGAGAAGAGUAGUGAAGACACCGAGGAGUUGAGCUGUGAUGUAUGUGGGCAGACAUUCCCAGUGGCUUUUGAUGUUGAGAGCCACAUGAAGAAGCAUAAGGACUCCUUCACGUACGGGUGCAGCAUGUGCGGGAGGAGAUUCAAGGAGCCGUGGUUCCUGAAGAACCACAUGCGGACACACAAUGGCAAGUCUGGCACCAGGAGCAAGCUUCAGCAAGGCAUGGAGAGUCCAGUCACCAUCAAUGAAGUGGUCCAGCCACAUGCAGCUGGGAACAUCUCCACUCCCUACAAGAUCUGCAUGGUCUGUGGCUUCCUCUUCCCAAAUAAGCAGAUCCUCAUUGAACAUAGUAAGGUUCAUGCCAAAGAAACUGUUCCCAGUGCCAGCAACGUAGCCCCUGAUGCCCACCAAGAGGAGCCCACGUCCCCGAGGGAAGAGUUGCUGCAGUUUUUGAACUUGAGACCCAGAUCAACUGCAGAUAGUACAGUGAAGCCCACGACCUGCAUACCUCAGCUUGACCCAUUCACCACCUACCAGGCAUGGCAGUUGGCUACCAAAGGAAAAGUGGCCAUUGCCCAAGAAGAGGUGAAAGAGUCAGGCCAAGAAGGAAGCACAGACAAUGAUGAUUCAUGUUCAGAGAAAGAGGAACUAGGGGAAAUAUGGGUUGGGGGUAAGGCGGAAGGGUCUGGAAAGUCCAAAACAAGUAGAAACAGUUGUCCAGGUCUCUCCCAAGACAAAGAGAAGCCUAGACAUGCUAAUAGUGAAGUGCCUUCUGGGGAUAGUGAUCCCAAGUUGCCCAGUAGCAAGGAGAAGCCCACACACUGUUCUGAGUGCAGUAAAGCCUUCAGGACAUACCACCAGCUCGUCCUGCACUCGAGGGUGCACAGGAAGGACAGGAGGACUGAUGCCCUAUCACCCACCAUGGCUGUGGAUGCAAGGCAGCCUGGGACCUGCUCCCCAGACCUCAGCACCACUCUGGAAGACAGUGGGGCCGGGGACCGAGAAGGGGGCUCUGAAGAUGGGUCUGAGGAUGGGCUCCCUGAAGGGCUUCAUUUGGAUAAAAAUGAUGAUGGAGGAAAAGCGAAGCCCCUCCCGUCCUCGAGAGAGUGUAGUUACUGUGGCAAGUUUUUCCGUUCAAACUAUUACCUCAAUAUUCAUCUCAGAACGCAUACAGGUGAAAAACCAUACAAAUGUGAAUUCUGUGAGUAUGCCGCAGCUCAGAAGACAUCUCUGAGGUACCACUUGGAGAGACACCACAAAGACAAGCAGCCAGUGGAUGCUGCCGCUGAGUCCAAAAAUGAAGGCCGGAGCCAGGAGCCGCAGGAUGCGCUAUUAACGGCUGACAGUGCACAGACCAAAAAUUUAAAGAGAUUUCUUGAUGGUGCCAAAGAUUUUAAGGGAAGUGCACCUGCCAAGCAGCUUAAGGAGAUGCCUUCUGUCUUUCAGAGUGUUCUCUCACCAGCACACAACAAGGAUACUCAGGAUUUCCAUAAACACGCAGCUGAUAGUGUUGAGAAAGUGCGGAAGAGCCCUGCCCCUGCUUAUCUGGACAUGCAGACAAAGAAAGCAGGGGAGCCUCGGGCCGGCAGCCCUGCCUGCAGACUAGAGGGGGUUGGGCCCUUAGCACGGGAAGCUGGCCAUAGGGAGAAGAUGGAUCAGGAGGCUGACUACAGACAUAAGCCCGGUGCUGACUGCCAGGACAGGCCUUUGAAUCUAUCCCUUGGGCCACUCCAUGCCUGUCCUGCAAUCUCUUUGAGCAAGUGUCUGAUCCCUAGCAUUGCCUGCCCCUUUUGUACUUUCAAAACCUUUUAUCCGGAAGUCCUUAUGAUGCACCAGAGACUUGAGCACAGGUACAACCCUGACCCGCACAAGAAUGGCAGCAGCAAGUCUGUGCUGAGGAACAGGCGUACUGGGUGCCCUCCUGCUUUGCUGGGAAAAGAUGUCCCUCCCUUGUCUGGCCUGCACAAGCCCAAGGCCAAGACUGCCUUCUCAUCACACGCUAAAUCCCUGCACCCAGAGAAGGCUCGGCAGGGGGCCUCGGGGCCAAGCAAAGCUCCCCAGACUUCAGGACCAGACAACAGCACUUUAGCCCCAAGUAACUUGAAGUCACACAGGUCACAACUCAAUGCCGGGGGGCCCAGUGCCACCAGGCAGCAGCAGUCAGAGCUAUUUCCCAAAGGUGGCAUCCCUGCUGCUAUGGAUAAGGUGAAGAGACCUGAGCCAAAACCCAAGUCCCUGCCAGCUCCCCCAUCUCAGUCCCCCCUCAGCAGUAAUAAUAGCAACGGUUCUGUUGAUUAUCCCGUGAAGGUUGAUGGCCCAUGGGCGCAGCAAGGGAGAGACUACUACUGCCAUCGGAAUUCUGGCAGUGCCGCAGCAGAGUACAGUGAGCCACAUCCCAAAAGACUCAAGUCCAGCACGGUGUCCCUGGACACAGAGCAUGCGGGGCCCAAUGGCAGAAGGGGCUUUGAGCUCCCUAAGCACCAUGUCGUCAGGAGCAUCACCUUGCUACCACCAGAGUGUGUGCGCCCACCGCCUGUGCUGCCCCACAAAGCCCGUUUCCUGAGCCCUGGGGAGGUAGAGUCGCCCAGUGUGCUGGCUGUGCAGAAGCCCUACAGUGCCUCUGGACCCCUGUAUACCUGUGCACCUGUGGGACAUACAGGGACCAGCCCAACCCUCGAAGGAAAGAGGCCCGUGUCACAUCAGCACCUAUCUAACAGCAUGCUGCAGAAGAGAAGCUAUGAGAAUUUUAUUGGAAAUGCACAUUACCGACCAAAUGACAAAAAGCCUUGACUUCUGAUUCUUGGGGAAAAGGUCCCUGGAUGCAAGUACAUACUUCCAUGGAAUCAUACAUUGGUUCAUCUUCUGAGAGCGCACGACAAUAGCUACUGAACAAGCUGUGACUGAAUUGUACAUAGACCCGAGAGGAGCAGGGGAGGAACACUACAUUCUUUCAAGUUCUGUUAACCUUUGUACCAGAAAGCAAUAAAAACUAGUACUGGGAGUCGUUGGGCAGUGCGCCAGAGGGACUGAAAUCUAUUUUGUCCCUAAAUAUUUUUUUUUAAAGAAUUGACCAAAUAAGUUUUUUUUUUUUUUUUUUUUUUUUUUUUUUGCAUACUUGAGAGCUGCUGAAAAGAAAUCAUUUGGGGUGGGGUGGGGUGGGCUGGGGAUGUUGUAAAGCUUGCACCUCAGGUAACUGUAAAUACCGAUGUGGUAAACUUGCUUAAGUACUGUGUGUCUCUCCCUCAUGGAGCGCAAGGAUUUGAGCAUUUUCUGCUUUUUUAUGCUUUUUCAUUUAAAACAUGUUUUAAAGCAUAUUCUCACUGAGUCUAUUUGUCUUCACAUUGCUGAUAGAAAUGUUGACACUCGGUGAUGUGCUGUGCAUCUUGAGGUCAGCAGGCACUAACCUGGCACCUUUUACUCCAGCUGGUAGAGCUAGUGUGUACCGGUGUCCUGGAGCCCCAGCAUGCUGCCUGGGGUUGGGGUGGGGUGGCUUUUGAGCGGGUGUUGCCUACAGAGAAGCUGCCUCUGUAGAGUUGUCGAUGUCUCAGAGAGCCAGGCUCUGUGGGGAGCCAUCUAAGUUCUUUUCUUUUGGAAGAUUGGGAGAGUUGCCACAUCUCCUUGUGUGAAUUGCGUGCUUGGAAGCAAUUUUAAAGGGAGUGGAAAGUUUAGGGAAAUAUUUUAGUUUAUAUUUGGAGUCUUGAUGUGUCUGGUGUUGGAGGUGGGGACACCUUGAGUCUGGGUGAGGAGCUGCUGGCUGAGCCCUCCUGGCAGGCAGGGAGAGAUGAUGCCCGGGCCUCUCCAUUGUUUGUUUCCCAGGGUGAUUUCCUCAGUGCACAGGCAGCUCGGGAUGGAGGGAAGACAGCCACCAGCUAGCUCACUCAGUGUUUUAAACUUGAGUUCCUUUGAUAUCUGACUUUAUUCAACAGUUCUUGGGUUUAGCAAACCCAAAAUAUUUUAUUAAGAAACUGUUUCAAAAAUAAAUUUGCACUGCUCCUUUUUCUUGCCCCACCCCUCUCGAUGGGACAAAAGGGUGAAGAGCUCAAAGAAUCCCGACUCCCCCACAUCCCCCACCUCAUUGUGUACCAUGAGGGGUCCUUGGGACACGUCUUACCUCCUGUGCUGAAUGGAGACCUGGGCUGAGAUGUGUCUGCUCUUGUAGAAAGAGCUUUUGUGUCAGGAACAUACACCCGUUCCCGUCCACAAGCUGAGCCAUAUGUACAUAAGCUAGACUGUUUUCUUAGGUCUGCACUUUUAUAGCCUGGUUUUGAAGAUGAACACAUUUGCAAGUUGAUUGACGCCAUCUUUGCCUAAAUGCAGUGAGUGUACAGGAAGCGCUCUUGGAGGGGGUCAUAUAGCAUAGGGGCCAAAAAUUAAACCUGUAUUUAAAAAAGAAAAAAAAUCACCAAAUCUAUUAGAAAACAAGUCAAUGUGUGUAAUGCUGAAAUUUUGGGGCCUUUCAGAUUUCUCUAGCUAUAUUUUCUGAAUGCAUGAAAAUUCCAGGUUUUUUUUUUCCCCCCUUUUUAAGCAGUCCUUUGUGCUUAGUGUGUUCUUGUCAUCAGUAUUAACUCUGGGAUACUACUGGCUCUGUGUCUUUCCCUGUGAGGCGACAGUACAUGUGAGAAGAGGUACAUUUGUUGGAUUUUUGUUAAUGUAUUUAUUUCAUUCCAGUUUGAUUUAUUUUAAUUGUUGAUACUUAAGUUGUCAGUAGACAUGCUUUAUUUAUGAUAUAUUUCAGCUUAAAGUUAUGUUAUUAUAUGUGGAUGUAAAUAUAGAUUUGGUGUUUUACAAUU
Messenger RNA from Mus pahari (shrew mouse), 5647 nucleotides. It is a transcript of the gene Znf217, whose product is annotated as zinc finger protein 217. Gene Ontology annotation, biological process: regulation of DNA-templated transcription. Gene Ontology annotation, cellular component: nucleus. Gene Ontology annotation, molecular function: RNA polymerase II cis-regulatory region sequence-specific DNA binding; DNA-binding transcription factor activity, RNA polymerase II-specific. The transcript is spliced from 7 exons. Bases 528 to 3647 code for a protein of 1039 amino acids. The record is from RefSeq and is a predicted model, not a curated record. Lineage: Eukaryota; Metazoa; Chordata; Mammalia; Rodentia; Muridae.